Molecule: messenger RNA, 735 nt
Organism: Lasiodiplodia theobromae
Lineage: Eukaryota; Fungi; Ascomycota; Dothideomycetes; Botryosphaeriales; Botryosphaeriaceae
Exons: 1
Coding region: 1-735 (244 amino acids)
Source: RefSeq, a predicted model, not a curated record
AUGACACUCACUCCCAUGGACGCCAUUGCUAUAAUUCUGUAUCCCACGGACGCCAUUGAUACAAUUCUGUAUUGGGUCUCAACACACGACAGUCCCUUCACCGUCAUUGCCAUCAUCAUCAUUUGCGACAUCGCACUUAAAAUCAUUGUUAAUACCACAGAGUUCAUACUGCGCCAGUUCCGAAAACUUGGAAACAUACGUGGCCCUGCCAACGGAAACAUUCUUACUCGCCUCGUCGUCUUCGCCUUUGCGCUCUUCUUCUACGCAUUCUCAAUGAUUCUUCGCAUCGUUUACCUGCUCGUCUAUGUCUUCAUUGUCACGCCGGUGUGGAUCGUCUUGUAUAUCGCUUUCUUCCUCUUCCUCGCGCAGGCGGUUGCCAACACCCUGCCGAAAAUGUUGCACGAGGUCUACCUGAGCAUCUUCCCGCCGCUCCGCCGUCCUCCGAUCGCUUCCUUAGUAUCAUCAAUGCGGUCCAUGUGGGGUAUAGUUGGGAAGGAGCAGAGGCGCUGGGACUGGCCGGCUUGGUUGGCGGGGAUUAGCCAGGAGUGGUCGUGCACGCCACGGCGUGUGACAAGGAAAAAUGCGUGGGAUGAGCUGAUGGAGUUCAUAGUGUCGAGUGGUAACAGGCGGUGCAUGUGGAAGCCGAGCUGGUGUCGUGAGGAUGAGUGGGCGGGGACGGUGCAGUGUGGAAUUCCGCUGAUAGGGCCGAGUUGGAAGAUUGGAGGCGGGUGGUGA